Messenger RNA from Solanum stenotomum, 711 nucleotides. Its product is annotated as early light-induced protein, chloroplastic. The transcript is spliced from 3 exons. The coding region runs from base 109 to 702 and encodes 197 amino acids. NCBI's taxonomy places the organism in Eukaryota, Viridiplantae, Streptophyta, Magnoliopsida, Solanales, Solanaceae. The record is from RefSeq and is a predicted model, not a curated record.
AUCAAAGUGAAUUAAUAAAUUUGUUCACUAUUUAACACUAGUACUUCUUAACCUUUUUUCAACUCUUGAAAAGUAAAGCAUUUUCUCUUUAAGUUAAAAAAAGAAAAUAUGACAACUUCAUUUGCCAUGCAAUCCAUAAUUUUGGGAAGUCCAGUUAAGUUGUCACAAAGUAGAAAUGGCUUGAAUCAGUUUGUUCCUAGCUGUUACUUGCCACGCCUUCACAGGAGUUCGCAUCUUCGUGUUAAGUGUAUGGCUGAGGAGGGUGAGAAGUUAGACAAAUCUUCAACCCCUUUGACUGAUUCUGCUGCUACAGUUCCCAAGCCAACACCUGCUCCUUUUGUUAAGCCAAAACCAAGCACCAAUUUCUCCGAUAUAUUCUCAUUCAGUGGCCCGGCACCUGAGAGGAUCAACGGUAGGCUAGCCAUGAUUGGAUUUGUAGCAGCCAUUGGUGUGGAGCUAGCCAACGGUGCAGAUUUAUCUGCACAGUUAUCAAACGGUGGAUUAUUAUGGUUCUUGGGGUCAAGUGCAUUGCUAACUUUGGCUUCACUAAUCCCAUUGUUCCAAGGAGUUACUGUUGAGUCUAAAUCUGAGGGGAUUAUGAGUGCUGAUGCUGAGAUUUGGAAUGGCAGAUUUGCUAUGUUGGGAUUAGUUGCUUUAGCUUUUACUGAAUAUGUUAAAGGAGCUGGCCUUUUCCAAGUCUAAGUAUAUAAA